UCCGUUCGGUGGUGCAGCGGUACCGAGACAGAAAACGGGAAAACUUUCCUCUUUUCCUCGGUUGUGGUCAGUAGAUCAUGGUAAAAACCAGAAUGAUUACCAAAAACUGUCCCGAGUGUGAAGUGCAGGUGGCGAUUGCAUCGAAGAAAUGUUCCUGUGGCCAUAUGUUCAGCAUGAAAUCAUCGAGCGCUUACGAGCCCCCGUCGAGAACGAAAACCAGCUCGAAGCGAAAAGCAGCUCAAGCGGCCGCGGCCGCCGCCGCUGCUGCCUCAUCGUCCAGCGAUAGCCGGAAAGGGUCAGCAUCCGGGCAGGUGCAGCGCCGCCGGACGAGCCGAGUACGGCGCGAGAAACCCAACUACUACGAUUCCCUGCAGUACGAGAAGAAAAAGAAAAAAACCAAGAAAUCGUCCAAAGCAUCUCUGUUCAAAGGCAAAGAACCGAAGCAGACGCAGCUCAUCACGGCUAAAGAGACGCAGGUGGCCCGUGCUUCUCGGCAUGCUAAUCGACGUGCAAAGAAGGAAGAAAUCGACGGCGGAGGAGAUCUGGCGGCCAAGUUGCCCUUGGACAAACAGGAAGUGGCCGCUAUUAUACUCUCAGAAAUUAAUCGAAAAAUUGGUUCCGUCGUGUGGACCCAACCGUAGGCCAGGUGCCCUAGCAUUAACCGUAAUAUGUACAGUUUAGAAAUCAUACCAAUAGGAUAAGAUACCGCAGGCAAAUAAACAUCGUACAGCUGACUGUCCGAGGAAUCACUCUCGCAUCGUA
Messenger RNA from Anopheles aquasalis, 762 nucleotides. Its product is annotated as UPF0547 protein C16orf87 homolog. NCBI's taxonomy places the organism in Eukaryota, Metazoa, Arthropoda, Insecta, Diptera, Culicidae. The record is from RefSeq and is a predicted model, not a curated record.